GGAAAGAAAAGGGAAGGAAGGAGAAGAAGGAACAGAGAAGUAAGAGCAGGUGAGAGAAGGGGAGAGAGAGAAAGAAGGAAGGAAGGAAAGAGUAGCAGGAGGAGAAAGAGAGAGGAGUAGGAAGAAGGAUAUAAUGAGAGAGAUAGAAAGAAAGAAGGAAAGGAAAGGGGGAGGAGAGAGAAGAAAGGACGGCGCAGUAGGAGGAGAGGACAGAUAGAGAGGGAGGAGAAAAAAGGAGAGAGAGAGAGUGUAGUGACAGAGCAGUAGGAGGAGUGCGUUAUGGUGCAAACAGAGCUCGGGGCUGAAGUAUAAGAGCUGUGGAGGACAGACAUGUGUUCACUGCUCCACACGAUCAUGGCUCUGAAUGGGAGAGUGGCGCUGGUCACCGGAGGGGCUCAGGGCAUCGGGAGAGCCGUGGUCCAGGCUCUCAUGCACAACCAGGCCAAAGUAGCAGUAGUGGACAUGAAUGCAUCCUGUGGGGAGCAGUGUAAGUCGGAGCUGGACUCUGAGUUUGGGGCCGAUCACUCCAUUUUUCUUCAGUGUGAUGUCACUGAUGCAGACGCUCUCACAGUGGCCUUCCAGACAACAGUGGACCAGUUCGGACAUUUAGACAUAGUCAUAAACAACGCAGGGAUCAACAACGAGAAGCACUGGGAGAAGACCAUUCAAGUCAAUCUGACGUCAGUAAUAAAAGGAACUUACCUGGGGCUGGAGCACAUGAGCAAAGAGUACGGCAAAGCAGGAGGCAGCAUCAUCAAUGUUUCCUCUAUGGCAGCGUUCCUGCACUCUCCACAUCAGCCCGUUUACACCGCCACCAAACAUGGAGUCAUAGGCUUCUCCAGAGCCAUGGCCGAUGCCUCCUCAUUAGGGGACUAUGGCGUGCGCAUAAACGUGCUGUGUCCAGCCUUUGUAGACACUCCUCUUCUUCAUUCAGUGGAGCAUGAGGAUAACAUGGGAAAGUUCGUCAAGUUUAAAGAUGAUUUCAAGAAAAGUAUGAAUCAUUUUGGAGUCUUAAAACCUUCGCUGAUCGCAGAAGGUAUGAUGAGGCUGAUCACGGACGACUCUCUCCACGGAGCUGUCAUGAAGAUAACCUGCUCCAAAGGAAUCCACUUCCACACAUAUGAACCCAUGUCCACCUGAGACCAGGACUAGACCAGGAUGAGACCAGGACUGAACCAGGACCAGACCAGAACUGAACUGAACCAUUGCUUGCCUGGGACUAGACUGGAGCUAAACAGGACUGAGCCAGCAGGACUAGACUAGGACUAAACAAAGACUAGCAGGACUAGAUCAGGUCUAAAGCGGGACUAGACCAGGACUAAAGCAGGACUAAUCCGAGACUAGACCAGAACUAGAUUGGGACUGAACUAGGACUGCACCAAGGGCAUCAACGUCUACAUAUACAAGCCCAUGUCCACCUGAAACCGGACAAGACCAGAACUAAACCAGGACUAAAAUGGGACCAGACCAGGACUAGACCAAUACUUGACCAGGACUAAAACAAAUCAGAAUAAAUAGGGCCAGACAAGGUGUCAAACGGGACUUAAUCUGGACCAAACAAGUGCCACAACAUCAGGGAAAAAUGAGGGACCAACCAGAAGCAAACCAGGACUAAAGGUCUGGACCUAUACCGCCCCCUUCAGGUCUGAUUUUAGAACCAUUCCAGGUAUAUACUUUCAAAUUAAUCAACCAAAAAAUAUAAUUAGGAUUUAAAAUGCAGAUCUGAAGGGCUCUAUAGUUCAGUUCUACCAGUCUCUGUGGUCAAGAUGUGAAACUUGCACAUUUGUAGCCGUUUAAAGAAGCAUUAUGUCACUUUUCUCUUGUAGGGUCUGUCACCUGUUUGUCUUUACGCAUUUAUGUUAUUUCUUUGUCUUGAAUGUUUCACAGUAUGGCAUUAAAUCUUAUCAUUCUUUGGCUAUUUUUACUGUAAGACUUUUAAAUGUGUAAGACAUGUAUUCUUGUAAGUGGGCUUGCUUUUCCACAAAUCUGACCUGUAACUUGCCUGGUAGCAUCUUUUGCUUGUCUCCAUGGAAAUAGAUAUAUUUAAUGCCAUACUGUGAAACAUUACAAGCAAAGCAAUAACACCUCGAUAGUACCUCCACCAGAAAAGUUGCACAGUGGAGCUUUAAAGUCGUACUACAUGUUUAAAUAGAGAAAUGUAAAUGUUACGGUUUGGGGAUGCGGGGAAGAUUAUUUAUCAAAUGUAGCAAUUUAUAUAUGAAUAAAAUGUGUUUUUGAUAAAUA
Boleophthalmus pectinirostris (great blue-spotted mudskipper) is the source of this 2244-nucleotide messenger RNA. It is a transcript of the gene hpgd, whose product is annotated as 15-hydroxyprostaglandin dehydrogenase. The record is from RefSeq and is a predicted model, not a curated record. Gene Ontology annotation, cellular component: cytoplasm. The coding region runs from base 331 to 1140 and encodes 269 amino acids. NCBI's taxonomy places the organism in Eukaryota, Metazoa, Chordata, Actinopteri, Gobiiformes, Gobiidae. The transcript is spliced from 7 exons. Gene Ontology annotation, molecular function: oxidoreductase activity, acting on the CH-OH group of donors, NAD or NADP as acceptor.